This is a messenger RNA of Acanthaster planci (crown-of-thorns starfish), 4156 nucleotides long. RefSeq names its product G protein-coupled receptor 54-like. The record is from RefSeq and is a predicted model, not a curated record. Gene Ontology annotation, biological process: G protein-coupled receptor signaling pathway. Gene Ontology annotation, molecular function: G protein-coupled receptor activity. Lineage: Eukaryota; Metazoa; Echinodermata; Asteroidea; Valvatida; Acanthasteridae. Gene Ontology annotation, cellular component: plasma membrane.
GUGAAACAUAAUUUCGCUGUCAGGCGACUGCGCAGCUAGGGUCCCAUAAAUCUGGGGCAAUAGAGCGCCGCCUCGGCCCGUGCGUCAUCGCAUCGUCAGCGAUCACGCAGUGUCCCGGACGUGUUCCUGCAGAUCGUGAGAAACCUUGACGCGGUGAGGUUGGAUGCGGGUCUCAAAUCGUCCGAGCUCUCGGGAGAAGGAAUCACUGAAGCCCGUAAACUUUCCGUAAAAAUCAUCCAAUUACCAUGGCAACCGCGACAGCAGCCUCCACUACGGCCCACAUUCUGGGGUUCCUCCUCGGUUCAACUGUAACCCCCACCGAGAUCACGUCAGCUGGGCCAGAGGCCUAUAUGGCUUCCACUAACGCAACCGUUUCGGUGGCUUCGACCCCGGCCGAGAUCGAGAGCACGGCCGCGGUCCAGCAGGCCACAGCUGGGCGGGCCGCCUGGCUCAUCCCCGUCAUCUUCGGCCUGAUCACGGUGUGCGGCGUGGUGGGCAACUCGCUGGUCAUGUACGUGAUCGUGCGCCACGGCCACAUGAAGACGGUCACCAACUACUACAUCGUCAACCUGGCCGUGACUGACAUCUCCUUCCUGCUCUGCUGCGCUCCGUUCACCGCUACGCUCUUCGUGUCCCGCGACUGGCUCUUCGGCGCCUUCAUGUGCAAGUUUGUCUUCUACAUGAUGCAGGUGACGGGACAAUGCACUUGCCUGACGCUGACGGCCAUGAGCAUUGACCGCUACCAGGCCAUAGUCCAUCCAAUCAGAUCGCUCAAAUCACGCACCACCAAGGUCGCCUGUAUCGUCAACGCCUGCAUCUGGAUCGGAUCGUUCUUGAUUUCGAUCCCCGUGGCUGUCUACUUUAAUCUGAACUUCGACGAGAGAGAAAACGCCUUGGUGUGCGUCGAGGUGUGGCCUGAUCCCAAACUCAUGUUCCCCGGCUACGCCGUCUUCAGCUUCAUCCUCCUCUACGUCAUCCCCAUCUUCAUCAUCACCGUCUGCUACAGCAUCAUGCUCCGUAAGCUCUGGUCCCGCGUCUCGCCCGGCGAGCCCGACAACGCCGCUAAUCUGCAGAACGCCCGUCAGAAGCGGCGGGUCACCCGCAUGGUGCUGGUGGUGGUGCUGGUCUUCGCCGUCUGCUGGCUGCCCAUCUACAUCAUCAACCUCUGGAUGCGGCUGGAUCCCAACUUCCCAAAGACGGACGCCACGUACAUCUUCAAGAUGGCCGCGCACACGCUGUCCUACGCCAACUCCUCCGCCAACCCCUUCGUCUACGCCUUCAUGGGGGAGAACUACCGCCGGUGUUUCAAGAAGGCCUUCCCUAUCUGCUUUACACAGAAGCGGCAGCGCCAACCCGCCGACAUAAACACGACAUCACGCGUUGAUCAGAUGGCAAAUUUCACAGGCGCGACGUCUGCAGGUGGGGUGCGGACAAUAGAAACAGUUGCUUUGGACUAAAUCCACAUGAAGUACAUAUAAUGGUGUCAGAAGUGGGAUAAAAUUAAAGUGUGCAUGUUUUCGUAAUGGUGUAACCUUAGGCUUUCCUGUAUGAGAUACCGCUGAUUCCUGGUAGGCACUUUUUACUUUGAAACUUAUGUCGAUUUCAUGCUGCUAAAACCCGUUCAGUAAAACCAAAGAUUGAAACAUGUAACUAAAGUUUCAGGUGUGACAAGCAAGUUCAUAUGGCUGAACAUGUUAUUCAAUAUAUUAUUAAACUGCCAUAACUAAAUACGGGCGAUUCACAAUAGUCGCGCAUCGUAAUUGCCCAACGCGUUUUCCAACUCUCGGAGGCGCACUUUUGUGAAACGUCCGUAUUCUUCACAAGACACAAAGACAACGGAUCUCAACAUACAAACGCUGUAAUGCAAAAAAAAAAUCGUUGUAUUUCAUUUUAAAUUUAUUCCUCCCAACCUCUGUCUAUUACAUUGCAUUUUACAUUAUUGAUCAUUAUACGACAUUAUACGCCAACAUUCAACUUACGGACUAUAGACGAUAAUCAUUACAGAACUUUUCAACUUCUACGGUCAAAGACCUCGUUUCUGAAUAAACUUGUCCGCCGGCUUCCUCUAUUAAAAUGUGAUGGUUAACGCGUACACUCGCGACAUGAUCCAGUACCGGUAUGUACAUCAUCAGUAUUUCGGAUUUUCGAAAAGUCACAUGUUAAUAAUGAAUGAAUUAUUCAUUAGACAGCCAUGCGCAGAUAGUUUUAAUGCUGAUCCCCGCAUGUGGUUUUUACAUACAUCAUAAAUAGAAACGAGAUCAGUGACGGACUAUGUCAUGGUCAUUAAUUCCUGCUGGAUUUGUUAACCCACCUCUGAAAUAAUAAGCGAUUCCACAGGCGUAAGUCACUAUAAUUUCAGACCUUAACAUUUUCAGGUGGCUUGAUCAAGCUGGGAUAGCAUUUUGCAGGUACAUGUAAUAAUCCUUGCCUCAAGAACGUUUCUGUUUUCUGGCACACUGACCCUGCCUAAAGUAAGCCACCCAAAAGUCUGUUGUCCCUGCUGGCCAUCCAGUCAUUUUAUUCAGUUACUGAGUUGGAAGGGCCGCUCAUUGUUGGCAGACCGCGUGGCGUUGUGGGGUCAAGCGUCACAGGCUGAAAAUUCCCCAUAACACCUUGGCAUUGGUCCAAAUUUCAGUGCUCAAGAAUUAACCUUGGCAUUGGUCCAAAUUUCGGUUCUCAAGAAUUAACCUUGGCAUUGGUCCAAAUUUCGGUUCUCAAGAAUUAACCUUGGCAUUGGUCCAAAUUUCGGUUCUCAAGAAUUAACGAUUUGCCGCAACAGACAUUGAGCCUUUUCACUCCUAACAACGCGACGUCACAGCCUGGACGACCAAUGAUCGGGCACUGAAUGGCAAGCCGAUCCAAACUGAUGGAACAGCUGGUUAGAGGCUCAGGCAGUACCCCAAAGCCGUAUAGCCAUUAAUGAAGCCACAGGGUAGACGGAAAAGGAAAACACGUAGAACGACGUGCGGCAUAAUGCUUACUGUGCUCAUGAAGUGUACAGUACGUAUUUCAUGCGUCGUUCAACGUGUCCUCCUUUUCCGUUUACCGAGGCGACAGCUCUGUUGAGAGCAAAGAUCGUAUAGCGCUAUACGAUCUUUGGUUGAGAGUCAGUAUUACCCUGCGUAUUUGAAACAGGCCAUGUCCUGGACAAACCUCUGGACCAUCAGACACAAGAUUCAGCCCCAGCUAGUAUUGCAAGUUCCUCAAAAAAAGACCCCUUAAGUUUACAGCGCCGCCUAUUGGUAUCCGACGCCCAUUAAUCCUAUCAGUAACUUGCUGUGACUGGAUUGGCUAUUCACAACUCCACACUGACCAAUCAAAGAGCAUGGCUUAUUAAAUGCUACAAUUUCUCAAUUACUUAUCGCACACGUAUAAUAUACAGGCGUUAUUAAGUGUACAGUUGUGACAAGAAGGAAGCACGAUACAGUUAAAAUGUACACAUUCAUAGAAAAAAUGUCAACUAUUAAUUUUGCGAGAAAAAACGGCUUCAACUGUGUUCAGAACUCUGCCGAAAUAAAUCCGCAUUUAUGAGUUCAAUGGCAGCAGAAGCAUCGUUUUUCCCAAUCCACGGUACUUUAAUGUUCAUUAAUAUACGGCUAUAAUAUAAAGAGUUCAGUAAACGCAAAUACGGAACGGGAAUGUGGAAUGACAAGAUUAGGACAGAACAGCUCCGGGACAAACAACAGGCUGGCUAAAUACUGAACAUUUCUUGCGAUAAUUACUUCUUUAUAACCUCCCACGUCUCCAAGACAACAGUCGAGUUCAGAGCUAUUUAAAACUAUAUUUUCUACGUGCAACAGGCAGGAUCUCCAAGCCCAGCGGUAGUCAACGUGAACGAAAUUCGGAAACAACAUUUCAUUUCUUCAAAUUAAGCCAGAACUAAGAACAAAGCGUCUCAUUGAAAAAUGGGCUCAAAUGACAGAUGUCAAAUUCCUUCUUUGGAGAACCUGAGGUAAACGCCAGAUGCCACGCGACCUUUGACCUCAGUCAAGCUUAAAGCACACCUCUUGACCCCUUGACCAAAUCAUCAACGCCAAAACAAAUAAAAAAAUAAUUAAUUAGCUAGCACCCCAAAAAAAACUCUCUUGUUAAAUGCGACACAUGCCUUGCGACAACAAAACCCAAAACUGGAUGUAUCCAUGGCCCAAAAAUAACA